UUCAACACAAACAAAAACCAAUACUCUUUGUUUUCAUCCCCAUCACUCAUUCUUCCCCCUUCCAAAAAAAUAAAAUAAAAUCCCAAUAUAUAUACUUUUUAUAUGGAAAUAACUGAAUAUUAACUUCUGUUUUUGUGUACCUAUAUAUCUAUAGAUCUGUAUAAAAGAGAGAUUUUUUAAAACUUUUUUUAAGUGUGUGUUAUAUAAGUGUGUAUUUUUAGUGUGUGUUUUGUGUAUUCCCAUUCACUCACUUACACACCCUCACUACUGAUGGAAAAAAGCUGUCAUUCAUCUGGGCAAGAAGAAUCUUCUCCUAUAAACCCUAACAAUAAUAAUACUAUUAGCACAAAUAAUAAUAAUCAAAAUAAUAGUAAGGAUAAUUUUUUGAAACAUAUUCAUAAAUUAUCUCACAAAAUAUCAAAACCCCCAUUAAAUCAUCAUCAUCAAAAUAAUAAUCAAGUACAACAUCUACCGUUGAUUUUGGAUCAAGAGACUAGGAAUGAAUCUCAGCCGUCCGAUUUUAAUCUUCAUCAAAAUCCACAACAACAACAUCAGCCACCGGUUUAUAAUGUAAGCAAAAGUGAUUUCCGUGAUGUUGUACAAAAACUGACCGGUUCGCCGGCUCAUGAACGUCCGGUUCAACAACCGGUUCAGCCGGUUAAGCCACAAAGCUCACGUUUACAACGAAUCAGACCGCCGCCGCUGGAACAGAUCGGAAACCGUCCACCGUCUUCGUCGUCGUUAAACCCUAACUUCCGUCCGGUCAACGGUAGCUUCUUCCCUGGUCAACGGCCUCUUUCGCCGUUGCCGCCGUUACCGUCGGUACAUGCGACGGCGGAAUCUCCGAUCUCUGCUUACUUGCGUGGUUUUCAGAUGAACGUCACUGGAUUCAAUCCGCCUCCACCGCCGCCAGCAUCGGAUUUUCCGGCGCCGUCGUCGCCGUUGCCGUUUGGCUGCUUGAAUUCGCCGAAAUCUCAGUUUCCGAUGUUAUCGCCAGGAUUUCCGUUCGGAUUUCAACAGUUAACGCCGCUGUCACCGACACCGCCGGCGCCAAGCCCUAGAUGGAAAGCAGUCUGAUGUUAUGAGGGCAUUUUGGUAAUUUCGUAAGAAAGUAGGGGCUUUUUUGAUAUGUAAAUUGAUGGGAUUAUUAUAUUUUUAUUUUAAGAAAGACUUAUUAUUAUUUUAUUAUAUGUAAAAAAGAAACGUUAGGUUUUUUAACUUGUUUCAUUAAGAUUGAAAUUUUAUCAUGGAAACUUUAGACAGUUUUAUGUU
Messenger RNA from Erigeron canadensis, 1272 nucleotides. Its product is annotated as VQ motif-containing protein 9. NCBI's taxonomy places the organism in Eukaryota, Viridiplantae, Streptophyta, Magnoliopsida, Asterales, Asteraceae. The coding region runs from base 271 to 1077 and encodes 268 amino acids. The transcript has a single exon. The record is from RefSeq and is a predicted model, not a curated record.